AUGUCACAGCUCACUAUCCUCCGCGGCUACAAAGAUCCCGAUAAGAAUGAUCUUCUGUGUGAUUACCUCCGACUCCCACAGUCCUCAACACCGCUGAUAGAUCUAAGCGCAACGUUUGGUGUACACGGCACAAACCAAGUAUUUUACGGGAAUAUCUAUCUAUUCGACCAUUUCUUAUGCUUCAAAUCUUAUGAUUUGCGUUCUUGCGUCGCUACAAUCCCCCUUUACUCCAUACGCAGAGUUGAAAGACUUUCUACCAUCAAUCAGCCUGGUACUCUCGCACUCAGCUUCAUUCUCUGGCACGGUUUGAAGCUUGUUGUACAGCUAAACACCCUCAAACCAAACUCUGAUGACUUUUGCAAUCACCUCAAGCGUUGUCUCAGAGAUCAACUUGGUUUAAUGAAGUCUGUAAAGGGAUUUGCUAAAGGCUGUUACUCUGAGUGGCUCGUUGGUGAGGAUAUCGAUGAUACCAACGAUGCCAACGAUGCCAACGAUGAUAUCAAUCAUGAUCCUACCUCCACUCACCACCACGGCCUCGGCUUCCUAUUCAAAUUCCCCGGUGACCCUAAGAAACUUCGCGAGAAAUCCAAACUCAGACUCUGGAAAGACUACUUUAGACUGCACGGUCGCAAUAUCACUCUCGUUCGAUACCCUCAAUUCACCAGACUCGUUCAAGUCGGUCUCCCCUCCAAAUUGCGCGGUGAAAUGUGGGAAAUAUUGUCUGGUUCUAUCUACGACAGGUUCUCUCACCCUGGCUUAUACCAACAGAUUCUCGAUGAACAUGCAGGCGAGUCGACGAUGGCUACUGACGAAAUUGAAAAAGAUUUGAAUAGAAGUUUGCCGGAGUAUGGUGCAUACCAAGAUCCCGUCGGUAUCAACGCUCUUAGAAGGGUGUUGACGGCGUACAGCUGGCGCAAUCAGGAACUAGGAUACUGUCAAGCUAUGAAUAUACUCGUCGCAGCUUUGUUGAUCUAUAUGUCGGAAGAACAGACAUUCUGGUUCUUGGACAAAAUCUGCACUCGCAUUCUGCCAGGCUACUACAGUGCAUCCAUGUACGGUACACUACUCGACCAGAAAGUAUUCGAGCAUCUCGUACAAAGGACAAUGCCAAGUCUACACGAACACUUUACAGCAUCGGACAUUCAACUAUCAGUCUCUUCACUACCUUGGUUUUUGUCUCUCUACAUUAACUCGAUGCCACUCGUCUUCGCAUUCAGGAUUAUUGACUGUUUCGUCGCUUUCGGCCCUCGCGUUCUCUUCCAAGUUGGAUUGGCAGCACUCAAAGUGAACUCGGACAAGCUUAUGGAUGCCACGGAUGAUGGCAUGGUGUUAAGUAUCUUCCGCGACUAUUUUGCUAAUCUCGAAGAAUCAGUCUCGCCCCAGUCAUCCGAUCCGAAAGUGCUCAAUAUUACAAACUUUUCAGAGCUGCUUGUUGUCGCAUUUAGAGAGUUCAGUGUCAUCACCGAUGACACCAUUAUAGAAGAAAGGAGGAGAUUCCGUGGUGGAAUUAUCAAAUCAAUUGAAUUGUUCUCCAAACGAUCUGCUAUUCGCAAUCUCAAAGACUAUGGAAAGUUUGGUGUGGACGGCGUUAAUAAGAUCUUUGACCACUUUUUCUACGCUCUCUGCAAAACUCCUACUCCUCUAGCCGCCCUUCCUCCAUCGACACCGUCUAAGCUGCGCAUCAGUGAGGAGCUCUCAGACCGUACGGAGACAGUGAUCGACUUGACCACGUUCAGAGUUUUUCUCAGUGACAUUGCAAGUUGGGCGCGUGACGAGAAGAUGAUUACGAAUGGUUUUCAGCAACGUGUCGUGCGCUCAGUACCUGAAAACGAGAUAUACACUAAGAUGUUUCAUAAGUGGGACUACACGGGGAGAGCUGCGCUUGGAUUGCAAGAUUUAGUGAAGGGUUUGAAUGGCGUCAUGUUCAAUGGACUACUUGACAAUAUUGAGUGGUUCUUCACGUUGCAUGACAGCGACAAUGAUGGCUAUCUCACUAAGGAUGAGUUGGUGCAGUUGUCAGAGAGUCUUUUGUUCAUCUUCCGCGCUGAACCUGGCGACGCUUACCUGGGAGCCGUCAGCAAAUUUAUGACCAAUGCCUUCGAGUAUGCCGACAGCUUGAUCGAGCAGCCGCAAGCGGUGAAGGAGGGCGACAAAGAUAAAGCUGAAACAGUAAAAAAAGAAGCUAAACAAAAAGACCCUCUAAGCGCUACAGAAGCGUCUGACAACUGCAUCCCUGGUUCCCCACAGGUUAACAAUGACGACCCAUACAUCAAUCUUCCGACAUUUCGGAUGGUCUGUCUAGCUGAUGAGCUGUUAGAGGCCUUCUUCGAUCAGGAUCUCACACGCAGUUUCAGUUUCGAGCACGUGCCCCAAUCUGCCAUAGACCAUCCCCUGAUUGACCUCAGUACGCUCGACGAUAUUGGCAUCGGCAGCACCGGUCUAGUGGGUAACAUACUUGGCGGAAUAUUCAGCAAGGACAACAAAGAGAUGCUCAAUGGGCUAGCGGAUGAGAUUGGCAAAUCAUUCGGUAAACACCACGUUGAAUACAGACCUGCUUUCGGUCGCGUCAAUAGUCAGGUGGAGGUGGAAGAGAAGCGUCGACCUGCGCCUGAAGAGAAGGACAGCAGUAUCGUAAGUGGAAUGGCUAACCUCCUUUCAAGCACACCGUCAUGGUUCUCGAGAUCUAAAUCCGAUCACGGCAGGCAGGAGCAGGAGCAGGUACAUGAGCGUGAAAUGGUGGAGAAGCCAUCGAGCGGCACUAUUAGCAGCGGCGGUGGCAGCGGUGAACAAGCAGAAGAGGAGGCACUUCUCGAUCACCAACACACCUCCACAAACGGCGAAUCGCACUUGGCUUCCAUUAAAGCUGCUCAGGAGGCCUUGGCUAAUCGUCAAGCAUUUGCUAUCGAUCAGCGCGACGAUAAUGACGACGACGAUACCUUGGACGACUCCCUUCAUUCCACUGAAGAAGCAGGUGGAGAGUUCGCAAUUGGCAGCGAUGAGGAUGAAGAUAUGAUGGAUGAAGUCGACGCUAUCGAUCUCGAUGACCAGCAUGCUAUUGGUGCCGAGGAGGCUGCCAAGAUUCUUAACGCACCCGUCGAUAAAGAUCAGAGGAUCUAG
This is a messenger RNA of Wallemia ichthyophaga EXF-994, 3117 nucleotides long. RefSeq names its product Putative GTPase-activating protein. Lineage: Eukaryota; Fungi; Basidiomycota; Wallemiomycetes; Wallemiales; Wallemiaceae. Bases 1 to 3117 code for a protein of 1038 amino acids. The transcript has 5 exons. The record is from RefSeq and is a predicted model, not a curated record. Gene Ontology annotation, molecular function: calcium ion binding.